Messenger RNA from Cyclocybe aegerita, 2346 nucleotides. Lineage: Eukaryota; Fungi; Basidiomycota; Agaricomycetes; Agaricales; Hemipholiotaceae. The record is from the annotation of a GenBank genome assembly.
AUGCCCAUCUGUCCCCAGUGCGACAAUAGGACUUUUUCGAACAAAGAAGCACUCCUCCAGCACAUGAGGAGUUCGAGUGCAUGGCAUCCUUUCUGUUCGCAGUGCGAUCGAAGAUUCGUUAGCCAGACGGCUUUUGACGCGCAUAUGGCGGCUAAACACCCGCCCACCUUCGACUGCACGACGUGUAAUAAAAGCUUCCAUGCACAGUUCGCGCUGGAGGACCAUUAUCGCGGCUCUCAGGCCCACCCAAAUUGCGUCCGCUGCGGAAGGGGAUUUUUCGACGAACCCGCACGCGAAGAGCACCUCCAAACUGCCCACCCCAAAUCUCCUUGUCCCCCAUGCGGCGGAAUCAUUAUCUACGAUGACGCAUUAGAUCAGCAUUACUUGACUCCCAAAAUCACCCUUCUUGCUCGAGAUGCUCCCGGGGAUUCAGAGACGAAAAUUCGUAUCGAGAGCACAUCCCGGCGAGUCAUCCCGACUUGCACUGCGCAGCAUUGCGGCGUCGGGUGUCUGGACGAUGCUGCUCUAGAAUUGCACAUCGAAAUGGUGCAUGCACCCACUCCAACCGUCGUUGGAGUUCGACCAGUGGCGGUCGCGCCAAGCGCUGGCUCCAGUGCCCUCAGUGCUCACGAAGACACCAAGAUCGAAAAGCCGAAGCCUCAAGAGGAGCCGCUGUAUAGCACGGGCUUCACUCCCCUCAGUCCGAAAAGCUUUCCGCAGCGGCUGCUAAUUGGGGAACGAAGGAUGGAUUCCCCCGACAUCCAACUCGAGGCGAAUUUCAUGUCACCUCUGAAUGCCGUCCAACCACUGUUCAGUCCAACAAGCCUCCCUCGACCUGGUGGAAUUAUCGAGGAGUUGUGGAGCUCGAGAGAAAACUCCAAUGUCCAGGUUCGUACACCUCGCGCACCAGACACUGGAAAAUCUCCCGAGUGUCCGUCCUCAUUUGCGGCUGCUGUUUCGGCGCGACCGUCCUCGUGGGCUUCUCCGACGAGCUCCUCUCAGAGCCCUCCUCGCCAUUCCAUCGCUGCCAGCGUUCCCCUUCCCUCUCCGCCAUCCCUAGGAAGUCCCAGCUGGCUCGAUGACAACUCCUCUAGGAGCCAGGGCUCUACAGCUUCGAGAUUCUCUCCACCUUCAAGUUCGCGAUAUUACGAAGUGCCCCGGCGACCAUACGUCUCUCCCUCCCAUCCUUCCGCCAGCAGUUCCGUCGCCAGCCUUAUCGAGUCCUCACGCUACUCGAUCCCCGCCACGCGAGCCUACGACACCGUGCGCCAGUUCUCCCCACCCCGCAUCUCGCCGCCGCACGCGUCGUCUGAUUGGCACCCGCGCCUGUACCCAGGCAGCGUGCGCGCCGGGCGCACAGCCAGCCUCACCCGACCCGGCGUCGCCUCUGGGUCGCAGAUGGGGUUUGGGAGUUACUCCCACAACCACUUGACAUCUACGUUCUCUUUCGGGAGCGGGAGCAUCACAGAGACCUCCCCGAUCUCUGCGUUUGGGCGCUCGGAAGCGUCAGGGUCUAGUGGCGGUGGUGCGGGUGCUAUGGGCGAGCAGGUAGAUUGGCGCUCGCUGAUGGGGAGCCGCGACUCGCGCGCGAGCUUGUUCUCAGAGAGCCAGCUGACGCCUAGGGCUGAGCUACCAUUCUCUCGCCCUGAGCUGGUUCCCUCAACUUCACAGGCGCAUUUGCUGCAGGGACAGGUGUUGACGCCCAUCUCACCAUCUUUGGCCACUAUUUCGUCUCCGGCCUCUAGCGCGCUGGAGCACUCUCCCGGCUCUGCACAUCCAGAGCCGGAAACGAGGCCAACGACUGCAUCGUCCUCGCAAGCGUCACCGCAACAAAAGAUAACCUACACCGCUCCUAGCGAGUGCGCAUGCUCUCCGUCAGUCGCGUCGCCCAUGGGACUUGGGGUCCUCCCAUCUAUCUCUCCCCUCGCCUCGACUCCAAUAGAUAUUUCUGUGUUCGACUAUCCAGAGGCGCGCCAGCCUCUCCCUGACUCACCGCCACCAACCCAGACGGUGUCCCCGGUGACGGUGAUCGAAGAGAUUGCAGCCCUUCCUUGUCCUAGCGAAGAGCCGUCAUCAAACCCCACUACCCCCCAAAAAUGCAUCCAGACAUCGCCACUAUCUUCACCACUUCCUACGUCUGUCGCACCUUUACCGACGUCGAAUCCGAACCCUCUUCAUUGCCGCGGGUGUUUGGCGGAUGAGUGCGAUGACAUUACGGCCACCAUGUGUGGCCAUAUAUUUUGCAAUCGGUGCAUCACCGACGCAGUUAUCAAAACAUCUCGGUGCCCUGUCUGCAUGACACCGACUCUCCUCUACUGCCUCUUCCGCUUAGACCUGGCGGCUUGA